AUUGUCCGCGUUGGUGACCGGCGGGACCCGCGCGGGGAGCGGGAGGAGGCGAUCCCCGUCCGCCUUUCCUCCCUCGUCGCUCCGGUGGGGAAGCAGCGCACCCCUCCCCCUCGCACUCCAGCCGCUAAGAUGGCUGGUGGUGGGCGGUAAGGCGUUGCGGGGCUGCCGAGCAGCUGACGGGACGGGAGCGCGGAGGGCGGGCGGCGUGUGGCCGUGUGCGGAGUCGCGCAGCGCCAUGUCCGCCUUCGCCUUGGAGGAGACGUUGGAGGCGGACUGGGUGGCCGUCAGGCCGCACGCCUUCCAGGAGAGGGAGAAGCACAAGUUCGCCUUCAUCGUGGCCUGGAAUGAGAUCGAAGGCAAGUUCGCCAUCACCUGCCACAACCGCACGGCGCAGCGCCAGCGCAGCGGCUCCCGUGAGCUGCGCCGCGGCAGCCCCGAGGUCGGAGCCGUCCCCAAGGCUGGCGGCCCUGCGGUGCGCAGGGACCCGGGGCCGCCCCGGGGCUGCGCUCAUCCCCGGGCCGAGGCGCUGCCUAAGAGCCCGCUGCGCGCCAAGGGCAGCCCGGCCCGGAGGCCGCAGCGUGUCCCGGAGGCGGCAGGUGCCGCCGAGGAGAUCGAAGUGCUGGAGCUGGGGAAGGAGGACGUGGCCGCCGGGCUGUCUCUGCUGCCCUCGGCGCCGCGGACGAGCGAGUUGGGCGCUCCCGACGCGGAGCCGGCGGGGGAGGAGUGCAGCUGGGCCGGCCUCUUCUCCUUCCAGGACUUGCGGGCCGUGCACCAGCAGCUGUGCUCGGUGAACUCGGAGCUGGAGCCCUACCUGCCUGCCUUCCCCGAGGAGCCCUCGGGCAUGUGGACGGUGCUCUUCGGGGCGCCGGAACUAUCCGAGCAGGAGAUGGACGCUCUCUGCUACAAGCUGCAAGUUUACUUGGUUCACAGCUUGGAUACCUGUGGCUGGAAGAUCCUUUCGCAGGUGCUCUUCACCGAGACCGACGACCCUGAAGAGUAUUACGAGAGCUUGAGUGAGCUGCGACAGAAGGGGUACGAGGAGGUGCUCCAGAGGGCCCGCAGGCGCAUUCAGGAGCUUCUGGAAAAACAUAAGAAUACAGAAAGUAUGGUAGAGCUCCUUGAACUGUACCAAAUGGAAGAUGAAGCCUACAGUAAUCUUGCAGAAGCAACUACAGAGCUCUACCAGUACUUGCUGCAACCAUUCCGGGAUAUGAGGGAACUUGCAAUGCUUAGAAGGCAGCAGAUAAAGAUCUCAAUAGAGAAUGACUACCUAGGCCCCAGAAGAAUUGAGAGCCUUCAGAAAGAAGAUGCUGAUUGGCAGAAAAAAGCCCACAUGGCUGUGCUUUCUAUUCAAGAUCUUACAGUUAAAUAUUUUGAAAUAACGGCUAAAACACAAAAAGCUGUAUAUGAUCGAAUGCGAGCAGACCAGAAGAAAUUUGGUAAGGCAGCAUGGGCAGCAGCAGUGGAACGUAUGGAAAAGCUUCAGUAUUCAGUUUCUAAGGAAACUUUGCAGUUGAUGCGUGCUAAAGAAAUCUGUUUGGAGCAGAAGAAACAUGCGCUGAAAGAGGAGAUGCAGAGCCUGAAAGGUGGUACAGAAGCCUUAGCCCAUCUGGACCACUUAGAAGCUGAUUACUAUGACCUACAGCUUCAGUUAUAUGAAGUGCAGUUUGAGAUCUUGAAAUGUGAAGAGCUGCUCCUGACAGCACAGCUUGAAAGCAUCAGAAGAUUGAUGUCAGAGAAGAGAGAUGAAGUGGUGUAUUAUGACACUUACGAAAGUAUGGAAGCCAUGCUUGAAAAAGAGGAUAUGGCAACAUCUGUACACUUGCAAAAAGAGGAGCUGCAAAAGUUGCAGCAGAAAAUCCGCCAGCUGGAAGCAAGGCGUGGACGUAUUUCAGCCAAGAAAGCCUACCUCAGAAAUAAGAAGGAAAUCUGUAUCGCAAAGCAUAAUGAAAAGAUCCAGCAGCGUCACCAGAGCGAGGAGGAGUACAAAAUGCACCAUACUGUUCAACUGAAACGAGAUCAACUGCAAGAUGAAGAGGAAAGAAAAAGCUCCUGGGUUAGUCAGGAACGACAGAAAACCCUGGACAGACUUCGUACAUUUAAGCAGCGGUACCCUGGGCAAGUAAUACUUAAAUCAACCAGACUACGGCUGGCUCAUGCAAGAAGAAAAUGUGCAGCCAGCUCAGUGCCCUGUGUUGAGCAACCUCAAUCUUUGCCAGCAACCAUACCAAUCCAAGAGAAGAGUGAGGAGGUGGAAUUGGAAAAAGCAGUUCAGCCUUUGCAAGUGCAGGAAUCCACAAGCCUAAAACAAGUUCAAGAUGUCUCUUUGCCUCCUAAUGGUAUUACCUCUGAACUGCCCCAUGUCAGCGCUUCUCCACUCACCAGUGACGAGCUUCAACCAGAGACUGCUACUGGAGCACAGCUUCCACCCCGUUUGCCUCCACCACCUCCACCUCCGCCUCCACCUUUGCCCUCCAAGGAAGAUGCUACCAAAUCCUUAGAGAAAAGUGACAGCUUUGUUAAACGUCAGAGUGUGGAGAAGGGCGUCCAGCACUCUUCUGGUGUCCCACCAGCACAUCUGUUCGAUAGCAGUCAGCUAGUCAGUGCCAAGAAGAAGCUUAAGAAGACUGGUGAUCUAGAGGGUUUACAGAGGAGGAGAGUGAGUUCCCCAAUGGAUGAAGUACUGGCUUCCUUGAAACGUGGCAGCUUUCACUUAAGAAAAGUUGAGCAGAGAAGUCUCCCUCCUUUUCCUGAUGAAGAUGAUAGCAAUAACAUCUUGGCACAGAUCAGGAAAGGGGUGAAACUGAAGAAAGUACAGAAAGAUGUUUUGAGAGAAUCCUUUACAAUUCUGCCUGAUACUGACCCUCUGACAAGGAGCAUCCAUGAAGCAUUGCGAAGGAUUAAGGAAGCAUCACCUGAGUCAGAGGAUGAAGAGGAGAGUUUGCCUUGCACAGACUGGGAAAACUAACCUGUGCUUGACAGCCACCAACGUGUGAAAAGAAACCCCAGUUGAAGAUUAUUUUUCUUCUGCUUUUCUGAGAAUUCAGAGCCAGCAGUUAUGACCGUCAGUUCCACAGGAGGCUUUCUUUGGCAAAGAAAUAGUCUUUCUUUGGCAAAUAACUCAGUCCGUGGAAAAAAAUGGCCUGAAAUGUUCAUUUCAGGUCACUUUUUUCUUUAUUUGUUCAAAAAAUUCUGGUUUGGGCAGAAAGCUAAGUUGUCUAGACAUACAUUUUAUACUAUCAAGAAUGCCCAAUUCUUAAGCACUUUUUAUAUUUGCGUUAGUAAUGUAUGGCCAGUUAAGUGAGGAGGCCAUUUUGAGUUGGGAGACUACUUGCUGUUAGAGUAACUUUGGGGUUCCAAACCAGCUAUAAAAUGGCCCCUUCACUGCACUGAAUAUCUCAUGUGCUUGAAAAUUCAACUAAAUGGCCCCCUACAGAGAAUCUUGCUGUGUAGCAGUCUGAAAUUCCAGAAAGAAAAUUCCUAGUUGCACUACAGUAGCUGAAAUUCAGUAACAUGCAACUAAGACUUUUUUUCUUCUUAGCUUGAAGAAGCAUAUGUCAGUAUGAAAAGCAACAAGUGACCACAGCACAAUGAGAAUUAAGAGUUGAAUUCAGUACAUAUUCAAGAAUGCGUUUGUUUCCAUCAUGAUACAUUUAGCAAGACAUAAUGCAGCACCUUUUUAGAGGGUCAUGUUUAGUCUGACAUCUUUUUAAAGUAGACAUUUUCAUGCUUUUUUAAAAUAAUAUUUAGCUAUGCUGAACCAAGUUAGUUAUACUUUUAUCAUUUGUUAUAAGAAGCAAUAUUUUGUAAUUUCAUACUUAAAGAUAUUUUUCUCUUUUGGUUUAAAAUGGCUUUUGAUUAGUCUAAGCAGCCUUCUUUAAAAAAGGUCAAAGCACUUAACCAUACUGAUAAUUGAGUUGUGAAAAUCAUGCUGUUCUUGCUGGUUUUCAUUAUUCCCUUUAGUGGCUGCAAAAAUGUUUGUAUUUCAUACCCAAAAGCCUACUGGCUGAAAAAAGUUUCUUUUGAUUCUGACUGUUUUAUUUUUAGAUGAGAGUUACAACUUCCUCUGCAGUGAAUACUUAGGAGUAGUCCUAAACUUCAUGACUAAUGGCUGCAGGCAGCUACUCUUACGAUACCACAGUACCAAGAGGUAUGUCAAUACAGAGAUACAAGUAGCCUUGUACCACCUAAAAGCCUCAUGUGGUAUUAAAAAUCAGCCCAUUAGACUUCUAGGAAAGCUGAAUUUUCCUUAGCAUUUUGUUUUUACUAGCGUAACAUACACUGUGUCUGAGAAAUACACAGUCCCAGUCCUUUGUGUUGUGUGGUCCAUUCACUGUUCCUCUUUUGACAGAUAAACUACUAUAUGGGGAUCUGGGUUCUUUUAAGUGGAGUUACUCAUUGCUGCUGUCGUGUAAUGGAACAUGUACUGUGUUAACAUUUAUAACAGGGGAUUUCACGUCUUGCCGUUUACUUACAGAGAGAGGAGCAGGAGACCUUACCUUAGCAAUAGGCUGUGUAAUCUAAAGGAACCUCAGCUCUGGGACCCUUCAGUCUAUUGAAGAUGUUUUGCUGUGGCUGUCCAAAAAAUUAAAGCUCUGUCAAACAUCUUGAGAAGAUUUUCUUAACCAUGUUGCCUUACUUAUUAAAGUUAGUGAACAUUGAUUUUCAAAGCACCUGCGAGCAGUGUUACUGUAGAAUUGUAUCGAUUUUGCUGUGUUAGUUGCCAGGGUCUCUAUUUUUCAGCUGUGUGAAAUACCCAAUACUGGCUUUCCACAGGCCUAAAACUACAUGAUGCUUUUUUCUUACUCUCUGAAUUCUGUGUUACAUGGUAUGGUUGCGAGCUGUCUGAUGCUGUGUUCCUGCAGCAAUGGCAGCAGUUUCAAGAUGCAUCAUAAUCAUUCAACACUACCUAUACCAUCAGCUGUUUUGUUCUACAUUUGUUUAUACUUUGUCAUACCACACGUUAAAACCAAGGUAAUCAAAUUUUUGGCUGUAGCACAAAACAGAACUGUGGUGUAGAAUGGUAAUUCACAUUACACAUUUCAUCUGAAACUUAGUGCUAAAUUUAACAGUGGUGAACAAGCAACUUUUAUGUUCAUUUUUUCCUAUUUUCUAGCUUGCAGUUUCAUUCCUUGGAGUAUGCAUAUAGAACACUAGCAAAAUUUUAAGCCAAGGAAAAAUAGUGUAAUUCUAAAGUAUUUGUGCAGUGGUUCCCUUGCACAACAUGUUUGUCUGCAGUUUACCACUGUGUUUUUACCUAAAUAGCUCCAUGCUAUACUGUACUACAGUUUUCAGAUAUGUUUGCCAUGUGAUCUGUCAUCUUUGCCUUGAAAAAUGUGUGCAUGAUUGAUGAAAAUUACUCUUCUUAAUCUGUUUCAUAUUUAGCUGAAAUCUUAGAUUUCUGUAGUCGCUUAGUCUCAAUAGAAAUGGAGUUCUCAUAUGAGCAUGUAUUCUGUGAGCACACAAAAAGUAGUUGUGCUGAUCAUAGCAGUAGGUAUCAGUUCAAAACUGCCAUCUUCUGUGUGGAAAAUGAAUGGGGAUUUUUUCCACAUCCUGCUCUUAAAAAAAAAAAAAAAAAAAAAAACAAAAAAAAAAAAACCAAAACCCUGAAUUUAAAUCUCCAUGAAUCACUAGAUGUCACAAUUUCACAUAAUUUUCACUUUGAUAAAAAAAUUGUGCAUACAUACUGUACACAGGCUAAUCCAUAAAAGGUACCAUCCUGUGCCAUGUGAAAUUUUCCAGUUGGGUGGCUACUGCAAAAAAUGAGGAAAGUUUAGUAUAUUUACAAGAAACUUUGGGAAAUUUUGGCAGUCCUGCAUUGAGGUCAGUUCCUCCACAGCUGAGAAAAGCUGUAAUAAUUGUGUUGGACCAUGAGAAGUCUUGGCAAGCAUCACUAAGGAAAAACACAUAAACAUGUGCAAGGAAAAAGAGCCUCCAUAAAAAGACCUGCCUAUUGAUAUUUUUAAUUUUAUUGUUGUGGUUGUGUUGUUCUGUUGCUAGUUAUUUAUCUUAAGUAGUUCAUCAGCUUUUGGCUUUUUCCAUUUUUAGAAACUUCUUUCUUCUUUCAAAUUAAAAGUUUUACUAUGGUGUAACUGAGUGAAGUAAAGAUUUGGAAUGCAUAAUGUUUAUUGUACAAAUGCUUAUGUAACGACUGAAAAAUCUUUUGUGAGUGGGAACAAGAAACUAAAUAUUCAGUUUCUACUAAAAUAACCAAAACGUAAGGUAAACAGCAAUAGUCUUGUUCAGAAAUUGAAUUUGUAUCAGCAAGAAUUUCAUGUUCUCAUUCAUGGAAGUUCCAGAUCCUUUACAAAUGACCAAUAGUCUUACUCACUUUGCUGUAUUUUCAUGUUAGUUAUCUGUCUAGGGUAGAUGAAGGCUUUUUUAUUCUUCUCAAACAUCACUUUUAAGGUUUGCCUGGGUAUUGUUUGGUUUAUUUUUUUUUGUUUUGUUUUGUUUCUUUUUUUUUUUAAUCUGACAGUCUGCAUUCUUCACCAGACACUUGUAAAAUAAAUUAGUAUGAUUAUA
Molecule: messenger RNA, 6525 nt
Organism: Cinclus cinclus
Lineage: Eukaryota; Metazoa; Chordata; Aves; Passeriformes; Cinclidae
Gene: JMY
Product: junction mediating and regulatory protein, p53 cofactor
Exons: 11
Coding region: 236-2968 (910 amino acids)
Biological process (GO): Arp2/3 complex-mediated actin nucleation; positive regulation of apoptotic process; 'de novo' actin filament nucleation
Cellular component (GO): nucleus; cytoplasm
Molecular function (GO): Arp2/3 complex binding; transcription coactivator activity; actin binding
Source: RefSeq, a predicted model, not a curated record